UACAGCCAUGCGUUUCUUAUGCAACAUGGCGACCGGUAAAGGACUUGCAAUCGUUUUUCGACCAAAGACUAUUAAUUUAAUCAGUAAUAAUAAAUUAAAUAAAUUGCCGUGUGGUACUGCACAAAAAUGUAACACAUGUCAUAGAUUUAUUACAACAGUAGUAUUGGGUGUCAAUAACUGGAACUCAAAACUAACGGGAAAACAUAUAAUAAAAAAUUUGACCCAAGUUCAAAGAGGAAUACAUACAACAUAUAAACUACUGAAGCGUAAUUAUUAUGAAAUACUGGGUGUAUCUAAGAAUGCUUCGGCAAAAGAUAUUAAAAAGGCUUACUAUCAACUCGCUAAGAAAUAUCAUCCUGAUACAAAUAAAGGAGAUCCAAAUGCAAGUAAAAAGUUUCAAGAAGUUUCAGAAGCAUAUGAAGUAUUAAGUGAUGACAACAAAAGAAAAGAGUAUGACACAUGGGGGUCUACAGCAGAACAAAUGGGAAUGGGUGGCAGUGGCCAUGGUGGUCAUAGUCAUACUAAAGAUUUUAGUGAGAGUUGGCAAUUUAGAUCAUCAGUUAAUCCGGAAGAAUUAUUUAGAAAAAUAUUUGGAGAAGGUGGAUUUCAAAGUAAUAUUUUUAAUGAUUUCGAAGAUUAUCAAGAGACAAAAUAUGGUUUUGGCGCAGCUCAAGAAGUUGUUAUGAAUUUAACAUUUUCUCAAGCUGCCAGAGGAAUAAAUAAAGAAGUUCAGUUAAAUGUAAUAGAUACGUGUCUAAAAUGUAGAGGUUCACGAUGUGAACCAGGAACAAAAGCAGUUAAGUGUCAGUAUUGUAAUGGAACUGGAAUGGAAACAAUUAGUACUGGUCCAUUUGUAAUGAGAUCUACUUGCCGUUAUUGCAAUGGUACUAGAAUGUUUAUUAAAUAUCCAUGCAUGGAAUGUGAAGGAAAAGGGCAAACGGUGCAACGUAAAAAAAUAACAGUGCCAGUACCAGCUGGUGUUGAAGAUGGUCAAACUAUUCGGAUGGCUAUUGGUAAUAAAGAAAUAUUCAUAACAUUCCGCGUGGAAAAAUCGAAAUAUUUUCGAAGAGAUGGUUCAGACAUACAUACCGAUGCCCAAAUUUCGUUAUCACAAGCAGUACUUGGUGGUACAAUAAGAAUAGAAGGCGUUUAUGAGGAUCAUACUAUACAAAUUCGACCUGGUACUUCAUCCCAUAGUAAAAUUCGACUGAAUGGUAAAGGAUUGAAAAAAGUAAAUGACACAGGAUAUGGAGAUCAUUAUGUACAAAUUAAAAUUGUUAUACCUGCAAAACUAAAUGAUAAACAAUUAGCAUUACUUCAAGCUUAUGCUGAACUUGAAGAUGAUACACCUGGAAGUAUACAUGGCAUAACAUAUAAAACAGAUGGAACUAAACAAAGUUAUGCUGGUCCUUUGGAUUUAGUGAAUUCCAUACGAAUGGCAUUAGAUGACAUUUCUCAUAUAGACUGUUCUUCUUCUGAAUAUAAAAAUUCUGAAGAUACACCUCACGUCAAUACUAAAGAAAAGAACAGUAAUUCACAAAAUGAAGAUGUUAACCCAGUGAGAAGGCGAAAAGUAUCUUAAAUUCAGUAACUAAAGAAUUAGUCAUUUGCGAUACUUUUAGAAACAAUUAAACAAAAGAAUAUAAAAAUAAAUAUCACAUAAAAAAUUCAAAUUAUAAACAUUGUUUAAAUUUUAAAUAAAUUGAUUGUAAUGCACUUUUUUUUAAAUGUAAUUAUACAUCGAGAUUAUUUGAUUAAUAUAGUUCGUUAAUGCACUUUUGCAAGUGCAUUCAUAAAAAGGUUAAUAGUUACCGAAAUUAAUAGAUAUAAUUAUAAUUAUACUAUUUGUGUAAUAAAUUACGCAAACUGUCAUAUUU
Molecule: messenger RNA, 1877 nt
Organism: Frieseomelitta varia
Lineage: Eukaryota; Metazoa; Arthropoda; Insecta; Hymenoptera; Apidae
Product: protein tumorous imaginal discs, mitochondrial-like
Exons: 5
Coding region: 8-1582 (524 amino acids)
Biological process (GO): negative regulation of apoptotic process; response to heat; protein folding
Cellular component (GO): mitochondrion
Molecular function (GO): ATP binding; heat shock protein binding
Source: RefSeq, a predicted model, not a curated record